This is a messenger RNA of Ambispora gerdemannii, 270 nucleotides long. The record is from the annotation of a GenBank genome assembly. NCBI's taxonomy places the organism in Eukaryota, Fungi, Glomeromycota, Glomeromycetes, Archaeosporales, Ambisporaceae.
AUGUUCUCAAAUAAUUCAGAUUUUUUCGUGCUCAUCGCGUUCAUGCUAGUCAAAUCACUAGUAUUAUACCUAAAUACUCGAAGAAUGAAAAACCGUAUCACUACUAUCAAAAGACCACGGCGAAACCUGGGCGCUAAUACCGAAUUGUUACAAAGGAUCGAUGGUCUUGACCGCAACAUAAAUCUAAAAUUCUUCUCUACCAUGAGGAGAGCUACAAAAUGGCAUUUGGCUGAAAACGAAACAUUCUAUAUAGUCUAUGUGGGUGGGGUA